This is a messenger RNA of Scophthalmus maximus (turbot), 895 nucleotides long. It is a transcript of the gene ucmaa, whose product is annotated as upper zone of growth plate and cartilage matrix associated a. Bases 98 to 496 code for a protein of 132 amino acids. Gene Ontology annotation, biological process: embryonic skeletal system development; regulation of osteoblast differentiation. Lineage: Eukaryota; Metazoa; Chordata; Actinopteri; Pleuronectiformes; Scophthalmidae. The record is from RefSeq and is a predicted model, not a curated record. Gene Ontology annotation, cellular component: extracellular matrix. The transcript is spliced from 5 exons.
CUCCCUUCUUCCCUUCCCUCCCUCAUCUCACUUUCCUCUCUCAGUUGAAGUAGGUGCGUCAUUGAGUCCAGUAGAGUUCUUGCCUGGGUCUUUCAACAUGUCCUGGACUCGGGUCUUCGUCCUUGCUCUCCUCACUACCCUCCUCAUCCUCACCUUUUCCAGUGUGGGGGAAAACGCAGCAGUACGGGACGACUCGAACGCAGCUGAUCCUAAAGGCGCGGCGCGUCAGGUGUUCGUGCCUGAGUCAGACGCCUCCAACUUCUUCAAACACCGUGGUCGCCGCUCAGUCCGGUACUAUGAGCUCCAAGCCGAGCAGAGGGUGAGGCUGGCGGCGGACAAGCGGAGGAGGGACUACAACGAGGAGCAGAGGGACGAGUACGAGAACUACGUGGAGGAGGAGCGCGACGAGGUGAAUGAGAGGUCGAGGGAGACGAACGAGCAGUUGCGAGAGUUCCACUAUGAUGGCAUCUAUCCUCGCUACUUCUGGUCUCACUGAGCACGACCUUGUGGUGCAGCGGACCGGGGUCACAGAUCCUCCCACCGGGGCCGGGAGUAAUUCUGCAUUGAGAGCAAGUGCUAGUUGUUAUCGCCAUAUUGUUUUUCUACUUUCAUCUUUACGAUAAGUUUUCUAUUGCUUUAUUUUUUUUUUAUACAGCCUAAACACUGCAAUGUUUGUUUCUAUGUUAAACUUUUAAAGUGCACUUUUUGCAUUUAAAGCUCAAUGUUAUCACAUUAAACACAGGCAAUAUGUUAUGCAUGCUUUUACAAGUAUAUACGAGCAUAUACAAUGUCUAGAUACACUUCUUGUGUACAGAUAGUUAGAUUUUUUGCUAAGAAACUGACUUUUCUUUUCAUUUCUUAGUAAAAAAUGACAAAUAAACAAGUUUUUCCUGGA